AUGAAAAACGCAGAAUAUCAACAUAAUGAUGUUCAUUUGUAUUUCAAGCAGCUAGUCCACUUCAAAACAUACCCGAGUCAAUCGGAUUCCAACGAACUUCUAUCACCGUCGGUGAACUCAUCCAUAUUUUCUUCACCGACUUUAACUUCGAGUUAUGUUGGUGAAAAUUCACAGCAAUCGCUGACAAAAAAAGUGUCAAAAACAGCGGUCUCCACUAAUGAUCCAAUAACAGACGAUGUUAUGGAGGGAAGUGGUGGUGGUGGUGAUGAAGUUGAGCAAGAACAACUGAUCCAGCCCGAAACCAGUGAUGGCGCUGCCAGUGAAGAAUUAGUGCCACAGGAACGCAUCUCUCCACACUCACAACCAGUUUUUGAAGAAGAUGUUGUGUGCAUCGAAGAAUCAUCGACUGCUCCGAUCAUCGACCGCAAGCCAUUCGUUCAAUUAGUAUUAUCGAAUAAACCUCGUCUUUAUACAAACGAGCAACUGGACGAUUUAUUGAAUGCUAUUGUAUUCGCUAAAGCCAUGAAUUCGGUGAUGAAUGGCGCCGUCUUAUUGCCGUUUAAAUAUCUGAUUCCAAGUGACGAUAUGAAACCCCCAAUACCAUCAUCCAUCAAUGACCAUUCACCUCCACCAACACUACCAGCACGAAGAGAAGUCCGUACGAAUACAUUCCCAUUCACAAUGACAACUCUUUCUUCUUCAAUACGAACGGAGCACCGGUCCCGAAGUCCGAUCACAGCAGCAACUCGUCCAAUCGAUAUGCAUCGUUCUACAGGGACAACAUCGCACAUUUCCACCGUCGCACCUCAACGUAUUCAAAGACAAGCGUCGUCUCUAUCUGAUCGUCAAUCGAACUGUAAUCAUCAGCCACAAAUAUCUGGGCGCCAGAGACCAGCAACAUUGACCGACGUAACGAAUUUUAAUGAAGGCGAUAUAGAACAACAUUAUGAGCCGAAACGACGAAUGCCGCCCAUUACCGCUCAAACAGCUUCGGUGUUACAGGAUGCCAAAGAUUUGAUUAGAAGAAUGCACAACAAUUUGGACAAAGAAUUUGGGCCAGAAACUUAG
Molecule: messenger RNA, 1068 nt
Organism: Didymodactylos carnosus
Lineage: Eukaryota; Metazoa; Rotifera; Eurotatoria; Philodinida; Philodinidae
Source: the annotation of a GenBank genome assembly